AUGCAAAAUGACAGAAUGGAUCACAUUACACACGGCAAUAUGACAGAGUCAGAUGCCGAGAUUAAGAAAGUAAAGAAGCAAAGAAACAGAUCGACCUUGGUGUGCACCAAUUGUAAACGUCGCAAGACUAAAUGUGACAAAAAACAGCCUUGUACAAGAUGCAUAAACUCUGGUAAGGCUAGUACUUGUACUUAUAAUGUGAUCCAACCAAUCAACUCAUCAAAUACCUUCAAUGACCCAGCAUCGAAUCAGUUUAUACUAUACCCUACAAACGAAGAAUACCUUCCGUUGCAACUUGACAGUUCACAGGCUUUAAAGAGUUCUGGUCUUCCUGAUCCCUUUAGCCCUUUGAGGAGUAUCUCACUGUCAAAUAAACUGACGGCUUCACCACAAUCGCAUUUGCCAAAGUACUCGGAAGGGUUUCCUCUUAAUUACAAACAUAAUGAACAAACAUCUUAUCAGAGCUCGCAAAUCUCAUAUGAUUACAAAUCAAAUUUUCAGCCAAGUUCUAAAAUAACUUGUCAAUCCAGCGUUCUAAACAACACUCAACCGAAUUAUCCAGCUAAUAUUCCAGCCAAUUAUCCCAUUGGUUAUCCCACCACCUAUAUAACCAAUCAGCAUUCUGUACCGUUCCAAGCAAAAUAUCAAUCCGAUUAUCAGAGUGGGUUCCCUAUAAACUACCAAUCAAGCUAUCAAGCAGAACCAGAGAUUCUCGAAAAUCAAGUUAUCAGUAUACCAUCGUGUCAUCCAAACCAUUCAAGACAGUCAUUGAAUCAAACAGAAUUGCUAGGGAAAGAACAUGAUGGUUUGCCAGUUAUGGAUAAGGAUUUGAUUCAACAUCCCGGGAACAAUACAAGUGCAGCAAAGUCGGGAUUGGAAGAUGAUAGGAUCAAGAGAUUAUCUGAAAAAAUCAAUCAAUUAGCGGUAAACCCAACCAAGACGAAUAGAAUCCUAAUGCUACAACUGUUAGAGCAACUAAAGCUAACAUUACAAACAAAAAGUACUGUGCCGGUUUCUCGACUAAGCGAAAAUGCCAAUGUCAUUCUUGAUGCAAAUGUAUGGAAGUUAUCUAAGGAUACAGGAAUAAUCAGAAAUCGAGUUACUACUCUCAAUUAUGCAUCCACUUUAUGGAACUCUAGGGACUUUGUCUAUCUUGCCACUGAGUUAUUUGAUCCUUUAUUGGAACUAUAUUUUAAGCGUUGGGAAAAAGUGAAAUGUAGGAAAGUUCUUAUUGAUUUGAAUUUGACUGAUCGAUCUAAAAUUGAUGGUAUCAUCACUAAGAUCAAGCCGUUUAUGAUCCACAAUCUCAAAGCCAUACAAGAAAGAGUUGAGUAUUUCAAAACCAACUUGAACUUUUUUAUUUUUGGAAAGUUGAUUCCCGUUCAGUUGUUAGAGUCAAUCAUCAACUUCGAUUUGAUAUAUGGUCAUCUAAAGUAUAGUGAGAAGUACAAAGAGUGUUAUUUUGAAAUAGCCCUCAUUUUUGCGAUCAUUAAUAUAUCUGAAACUUUCGAUAAGCUCAACAACACAUCUAAAUAUGAGUUUCAAUUGGAUAAUACAUUUGAAAAUUUGACGGAUGUUUGCAUUUCCUUAAUUAAUAUGACCAACUAUAAACAACGCACUAAUUAUGUUGGUCUUAUCACAUUUCUUAUGAUUUCAUACACAAGUCUCAUUUAUAAUAAGAAUGCAUAUACAGGGUUGAAUCGAGAAUACAUAUACCCUCUUCUUAGGGAACAUAUUGGUAUGUUAUUUCAGCUAGGGUACCAUCUGAAUCAUGAUCCAAAUGACUCUGAAAAUGUAGUUGAAAAAUAUAGAAAUUUCUCAAUUAAAAAGAAGGACUUGUGGUUUCUAUGGAAUUUCUAUCUUCAGCUCGAUGGAGAGUAUUCUGUUAGACUAGGAACUCCACUACUCAUAAAUGAUGAGUUUUGUGAGAAGUUUCACCUAGUUGAUCCAACUGAUCCUCUUGAAAUGAAAUCAAUGAAUUAUGUAAGUUUAGUUAGAGACUUGGCUCAUUUACUCAAUUCAAAAUCAGGUACCAACUAUGGAUCUAUCUCGACCUUCAUGGAUCGUGUGAUGGAAUCCUAUGAUACUUUGGAAUGUUUCAAAACACGCGAGACUCUAAGGUAUCAUGAUAACAACUGCGAUGAUAACCAUAGUAACGGGCAGAGUACCAACGGGAAACUUUAUUACACAGUUGAAGAUCGAUUCAACCUUGAUAUUAAGAUCAAAUAUAUCAAACUAAUCUUUUUCCUAAAUUUACUUCUAUUUUGUUGUUUCAAAAAGGAAAAUAUAAAGAGAAAUUUCCCUGAAAUGGGUUUUGAUUCACCACAUUAUAUCGAAAUUGUUGAAAUUCGAAAACUUUGCGGUAUGAGAAUUCUGCUUCUAAUUUGUCUGACUUACAGGCUGAUUGAGUUUUUAAGCAAUGAUAACAAUGCUACAAAAGAAAUUUUGUUAUGCUUAAGAGGUGAGUUGAUACCGUGUUUUGGUUUCCCUACACUUUGUACUUUGGAUUGCGUUCUAACAUUAUAUGGAGAUGCCUCAAACGAUGAAAGGCCAAACCAAAUUGAUAUCAAUGAUAUUCCCUUAAAUGAACUUGAUGUCAUUCUCAGAGAUGAGCAGUUGAUCAAAAAAUAUAACAAAGAGAUUGGGAUUGGGUAUUUAGACUUCCCGAAGAAUACCCAAUUUAUUAUCCGCAUCUACGAAGCGGCUCGAAGCAAUCCUAUAUUAUCUGAUAAUUUUGAGUUUUACAUCAAAUCAAAGAUUAUUGGAUUGGCAGUAUAUGUUCUCACCAUGUUCAGUGAAUUAAAAAAACAUCAUGAUGUUAAAGAACUCGGAUUGUAUAGUGUUCUUUCUCGUAUUGUCACACAGCGACUAUAUGAAUUGCAACAUAGCAAGUCAUGUAAAAGGGACGCAUUACUCAGUGUAAUUCUUAAUGAUGAAGAGGUAGAGGAAGUUCCCUAUGGUCUGAAUCCAAAUAUUGCAACUCUUAUGGAACAAACAGACCCGCAGAGACUACAACCUGGAAAUAUCCAACUACAACACCAAACUUGGAACGGUAAGAUUGAUUUAGGUGGUAAUAAUCGCGCGAUUCAAUUGCAUUCAUUAAAGACAGAUAAUUCGCAAGACCUUCUCCCUCCAGAUCAACUUGUAUCAAUGAUUCACUUGUUCAUCAACGAUGAAAGGUUUACCUCCGGUAUAACGAGUUUUGACAUUGAUUUUUCUAGAAUGAAAAUGCCAUAG
Messenger RNA from Pichia kudriavzevii, 3237 nucleotides. RefSeq lists its product as uncharacterized. Gene Ontology annotation, cellular component: nucleus. Gene Ontology annotation, biological process: regulation of transcription by RNA polymerase II. The record is from RefSeq and is a predicted model, not a curated record. The transcript has a single exon. Lineage: Eukaryota; Fungi; Ascomycota; Pichiomycetes; Pichiales; Pichiaceae. Gene Ontology annotation, molecular function: RNA polymerase II cis-regulatory region sequence-specific DNA binding; zinc ion binding; DNA-binding transcription activator activity, RNA polymerase II-specific. Bases 1 to 3237 code for a protein of 1078 amino acids.